This is a messenger RNA of Loa loa (African eye worm), 2973 nucleotides long. RefSeq lists its product as hypothetical. The coding region runs from base 1 to 2874 and encodes 957 amino acids. Lineage: Eukaryota; Metazoa; Nematoda; Chromadorea; Rhabditida; Onchocercidae. The record is from RefSeq and is a predicted model, not a curated record. The transcript is spliced from 17 exons.
AUGUACUCACAACAAAAAAGUCAACAGACAGUAAUCGAUCUUAAACUUUGGAUUUUCAAGUUUAUCCGCAAUGAUAAGGAUGAAUUUGCUAUAUGCGUGGAAGGUUAUCGAAAGAAAGACGUCGAAGAACGUGAACUGGAAAAUUGGCGCAGUACAGCAAUCCAGGAAAGAUAUAACUCAGUGACAUUACUAACUAUUAGCGGCUCCAAAUAUGUUUUACAUGGAGUAAUUGAUCAAGAUUCAGCAUAUGGACUUGGAUAUCCAAAGACACUAAUUGAAAGGUUCAAAGAUGGUUUUCCAUAUGAAUGGCGAGAACUUCUAGGCGAUUAUUACAGUAAUGUGGUGAGGCCUAAUAAACUUAAUGUAUCUCAAAGAUUACAUUCUGUGCUUCUCAGUGGUGUACUUCUAGAUAUAUCCAAAUGCUCACGUACCGAUGGACGUCGCAUACCAACGUUUAGAGACGUUUUUGGUGGACAUGAAGUGUCAUCACUUUCGAAUAGUGAUACGAAACACGCGAAAUAUUUGUUAAUCAAAGAAAAAAUUGUGGAGGAAGAUGAAGAAAUAAAUAACGAACAACUCUUUGCAUCCACCUCUUCUGAUAAGUUCACAAAUCCAGUCGGUGGAUUCCCGAGAAAUCUUGGCUCAUCUAUCGCAUCUUCAAGUCAUGAUUCCACUAAACAAAAGUUGAUUCUAAAAUGUGAGAACCAGUUUAUGUCAGUUAAUGCUGGCAAACGUGCUACUGAGAUGAAGAUGUCUGAUGAGAAAGCGAUUUUUGAAGACAAACCGCAAGAAGAUACGCUGUUUAAAAUGCCGCUAUUACCACUUCAGCGACGUCGUCCAAAAGCAGUAGAUUUAUAUAACUGGACAAUACGAUUUUCUGCAAAUGACUUAGGACAUUCGAAGCUUUUCCCAAAUUUCGCUUUUGUUAUAGUUGGUUUUCGUCCGGACAAAAAAUUGGAUUGGAAAACAUCAUGUAUUGUUGCGGUGGAAGGUAAUCGUUUGCUGCGAACUGAAACAGGUGCAUAUGAACUGAUGGGACCGAUCAAUACAAUAUUAGCUUUGCAGCAAGGAUUUCCGAGAGAGUUUGUGACACAAUUCCUGAAUGGAUUUCCAAAAGAUUGGCAUCGUAUCCUGUCACUGUUUUUCAGUACAUACAUUGAGCCGCAACUACCGCCGCAGCAAUCGCUAACUAUUUCUGAAAUUCAUGACGAUGAUGAAGUGGGAAUUUUACAUCGCCGUGGUUUUGAACCGAGUGUCAAAAAGUGUUUAUCUGUUGAUAGUGAUUCUCAGAGUAGUGACUCUGAUGGCUUAUCUUAUGAGGACAGCAUCCCAAACUGUAGGGAGGAUCUAAAGUCUACAAAAUGUCCCACUUCGAAGAAAUUUUUUCGAUAUCGAAUUGAAGAUUCAUAUCGCGUAAAGACUGGAAAGCGAAGAGAUAAUAAGCAUCGACAAAGCAAAGGUUUUAUUUUCCCAGCAAAGCGAGUGAAGCAUGAAGAAAAGGAUGCAGUGAGAAAUUCUGCGGACCUUUUGCUGUUGAAAACGACUAGAAGCGGUCGUGCUAUUAAACCACGCCUGGCGACGUGGACAGGACAACGAAUUGUGUACAAUGUUCAUGGUUCACCAAUAAAAGCUGUCGGUAUUACAACAGAUUCCAUUUAUUCGACAAGCACAUCUGAUAUGAGCUCUUUAUCAACUCUCCGUGAGAUGAAUUUACGAGAAAUGCUGCAGAAAGAAGGCCGAAAACCUAGUUUUCACAAUACCAACAUUAAAAGUGUCCCUCUUGUUGCUUACAGCGACAGUAAAAGCUCUUCUUCCAAUGAUGAUGAUGAUGAUGAUGAUCGAAGACUGUCUCCGCUUAUACCCCUAACGCCUUUUUGUGGAAAACGUGGACAUCGCAGUUCACGCAUGAUUAUAUCUUCACCAGAGGAAGGCGUAAAAAGAAAGACGGCAAAAAUACAUAAAUUACGUAAACACCGAAUUAAAACUUCUAGGAAUAUUGUUCCGAAGCAGAAGAACAAGUCUAUGAAAGCACAAAGGAAGGAUGACGACAAACAGCAUAGCGUUAAGGAAACUGCACCGAUUGUAUCGUUCAGCGAUGUGGAAUCGGAGAACGGUAUUGUGGAAAAUGCAAAGGCGGGCAGAAUUGCAAACAGCAAUGUCACUGAAAUGUUAGCAGUUCGUGCUAUAUGCCCACAAAACUGGGAAGACUGGGAAAAUAUUGCUGCAUUGAUGCGAACACAUACGGCGGAAGAAUGUCGUAGGCAAGCACUACAGGUUUUAAAACUGAAUAUUAUUCCAAAAGAAAGUAAAACGAUGGAUGUACCAGCUGAUGUGGUGGAUGCGCUUAGAAAAACCAAAGUUGGCACGCUUGCAUAUCAAAUCCAAGCGGAUCGAUUCACUCGGCAGUAUCUGAAAGCAGGCAAUGGUUCAGACUUUUUCGAAGAAACAAUGGAUAUGGAACCGAGAGGAAGAAAAGUGGCAAUGAUGCCAUCAGUGACAACUUUUGACUCCGAUGACUCAUUACUAUCUGUCUUGCGUACACCAACACCAAAAUCUGUCCGAAGGAAUAUACGUCGAAAAAAGUUAAUUCGCAUCCCUGAAUCACCAGGUUGUUCAACACCGAGAAAUUCGCCAAAGGAUUCCUAUGUUCCAUUCAGACUUGAUCCAGAUGAUGAAACUUACAGAGAACAACAGUUACGCUAUGUUCACAAAAUGUUAAAAGCAAGGAAUCAAUACGGUAGAAGUCGUGCAAAUGUAACAAAAUCAUCCAUUUCGAAAGACUAUCAUUUACACGUGCCAAUGGCUCAGUGUCACCAGAACGACAGUGACAAAGAAUCAGAACCAGAUGAAUAUUUUGAAGAGGAAGAGGAUUGAUGUCUCAUUACUGCAUUCAUUAACUCUAUUAUAAAUGACAUGUUAAACACUUAGGAAAUCGAAAGGCUACAACUUCCUGCAUUUGCAUCUUUUGUGAAU